AACUUCCUCUUUCUCUGUGUUCUUCCUUUCUCCCCCUCUCUCAGCCUCUCGCGCUCUCUCUCGGCCUCUGUCUUUCUGCCUGUCUCCCCCACUGCCAACACCUGUCCGGUCCCUCAAGCUGAUCACUCCCCCUUCUAGGCGAAGAUGUCGGCCCAGGAGAGCUGCCUCAGCCUCAUCAAGUACUUCCUCUUCGUUUUCAACCUCUUCUUUUUCGUCCUAGGCAGCCUCAUCUUCUGCUUCGGCAUCUGGAUACUCAUCGACAAGACCAGCUUCGUGUCCUUUGUGGGCUUGUCCUUCGUGCCUCUGCAGAUCUGGUCCAAAAUCCUUGCCAUUUCAGGAAUCCUCACCAUGGGUCUCGCCCUCCUGGGUUGUGUGGGGGCCCUCAAGGAACUCCGCUGCCUUCUGGCUCUGUAUUUUGGGAUGCUGCUGCUGCUGUUUGCCACGCAGAUCACCCUGGGAAUCCUCAUCUCCACUCAGCGCGUCCGGCUGGAGCGAAGCGUGCAGGACAUCGUGAAGAAGACCAUCCAAAAUUACCACGCCAACCCGGAGGAGACCGCGGCUGAGGAGAGCUGGGACUACGUGCAGUUCCAGCUGCGCUGCUGCGGCUGGCACUCUCCGCAGGACUGGUUCCCGGUGCUCAUCCUGAGAGGCAACGAGUCGGAAGCGCACCGCGUGCCCUGCUCCUGUUACAACUUGUCGGCGACAAACGACUCCACAAUCCCCCAGUUCAGCCGGCUCGGACCGCCAGUGCGGCCCAGACACAGCACAGACCUUUGCACGGUCCCGGCACAAAGCUCCAUCUACCGCGAGGGCUGCGCGCAGAACCUCCAGAAGUGGCUGCACAACAACCUCAUUUCCAUAGUGGGCAUCUGUCUGGGCGUCGGUCUACUUGAGCUCGGCUUCAUGACGCUGUCGAUAUUCCUGUGCAGAAACCUGGACCACGUCUACAAACAGCUCGCUCGAUACCGCUAGGCCCCAUCCUUCCCAAGCCCCGCCUGGACCCCUUCAAGUGCACUUCCGUGCCACCUGUAAAUAUUUGUUUAAUCCUCAGUUUGCCCCAGUCAUUGAGCCCUCCACCUCAUUCCCCUGGGGACCCAGGUGUCUGCCUGCCUGGCUGCUGCUGUCCCCUCUCCCGUGGGACCUGGGGCUUCCGUCCACCAGCUUCCUGCCCCCAAAGAUAUUUCAUUUCCUUGCCUCGUCUGUUGGCCUACCACCUCCCACAAGAUUAUUUUUCACCCAA
Molecule: messenger RNA, 1240 nt
Organism: Propithecus coquereli (Coquerel's sifaka)
Lineage: Eukaryota; Metazoa; Chordata; Mammalia; Primates; Indriidae
Gene: CD37
Product: CD37 molecule
Exons: 8
Coding region: 145-972 (275 amino acids)
Cellular component (GO): membrane
Source: RefSeq, a predicted model, not a curated record